UGGAUGGCAGCCAUAUUGGAAAUCUGUUUACAUAAAAUCAUAUAUAUAAGAGAAAAAUGCGAUUAACAUUUCCCCAUUUAUUAUUUAAUUAAUAUUUAUCAAUUAAUGCGUAAAGUUUUCACUGUAGAAGCAGGGAGUUUUCGGAGGACGCUGACGAACCCAGGUUAAAAAAAUGUCUGUUCAUUACAAAUUCAAAUCCGCACUUGAAUAUGAUACAGUCACCUUCGAUGGCUUGCACAUCUCCGUACGCGACCUUAAAAAUUCCAUUAUGCAACAAAAGCGAAUUGGGAAGAAUACGGAUUUCGAUCUACAAGUCACCAAUGCGCAGACCAAGGAGAUAUACGAUAACGACGAGACCUUAAUUCCCAAAAAUACGUCUCUGCUGAUCGCCAGAAUUCCCUCGGUUCAAGUUAAACCGAAAACGUGGGAAGGGUAUGGGGGAAAUUCGAGUCCGGUCCCCAAAACCGACGAUGGGGGACCCGCAUCGAAAGCUGUCGAUUUGUCUAGUUUGGACGCCUCUGAAGAAGAUAAAAUCAAGGCGAUGAUGUCUCAAAGUACGCAAGAUUACGAUCCUAGCAACUAUUUGAAAAUACGAGGUGCUAAUCAAGUUGGUCCGGUCCCACCUACCUAUCGCUGCUACAAAUGCCACCAGGGUGGUCAUUGGAUUAGGGAUUGUCCACUUAGUCAAGGAAGCGAACCAAUGGAAAUCAAGAAAAGUACCGGGAUUCCUCGCAGUUUCAUGGUGCCGGUCGAAGGUCCUCAAGUUCCCGGUGCCAUGAUGACGCCAAACGGUUCGUUCGCCGUACCCGUCUUAGACCAUCAGGCUUAUACUGAGAAACCACAACCCGCCCCUCCCGAGGAAAAGAAACCAGAAAUUCCGGAAGAUUUGUUGUGUUCUCUUUGUUCAGACUUAUUAACGGACGCCGUUAUGAUACCGUGUUGCGGGGAUUCGUAUUGCGACGAGUGCAUUCGAAGCUGCUUGCUAGAGUCCGAGGAUCACGAGUGUCCCGCUUGUCACGAACGGGAUAUUUCACCCGGAACUCUAAUACCGAAUAGAUAUCUACGGAAUUCGGUUGCAAAUUUUAAGAGCACGACUGGCUAUGUGAAGAGGUUAGUCAGUAAAUUACCUCAAACUCCCAUAAAAGCCCAUCCGGAUAUAAUACCAGAGCCAACUUUCAAUGUCACCGGAUUGAAAGAAGCUACUCCUCCACCUGUGUCCAAAGUGAAUGCGGAAGAGAAAACUGUUAUAAGAGAGGCAGACUCAACCGAAACCCCUAAGACUACUGUCGAGCCAAAGAAGGAAGAAUCUGCAGAGGAUGCCGAUUUAAAGGAGACGGAAAAAUCAGCGGCUGUCAUUGAAGGACCCCCAGGUGUUUCUCCACAUCGUGAUAAGUCGCCCAAGGCGCAGAGAAUUACAAACGUGACAGUGUCCAGACAUCAUCGACCUCAUCCGAAAAUGAAUUCAAAUGAGCGUUCCCCGCGGAGACCUCAUCAUGUCAAGAGAUCGCCCACCUACAUACAGGACGCAAUGUCUCGUGUUGAGGAUAGACCCGGAACUCCUACCGUCGACGAACCGGGUGUAGGCGGUACCACGACUAUUUGUUCGAAUACAGUUUAUCAUUCGGCCCCACCUUUGUAUAGCGCUGUGCCGCCCAGUAAUAUGAAUCCUAUAAUGGCAAUGCAGGCACCUAAUAUGCAGAGACCGCCUCCGAUAAUGGCAGGUGCCUACCCUGGACCAAUUCCUCCAACGUAUCCACCUCCAGGCCCAGGACCACUGCCAAACUACAGAUUGCCGCCCCCAGGAGCCCCUCCAUAUAUGCCAGGUGGUUACACCGCACCACCGCGACCAGUUUUUGAUUGCACCAGACCCCCAUUGCAAGGACAUGCGAGUUACCCAGUUUACCCACCCGGUCCCAGACCGUCGCGAAAUCGCGAUUAUCCGCGUGAUGUAUCAAGGCGCGGGCGAACUCCGACAAGAAUUAUCGAUGACCCCUUGGAGGCUUUCAAUCGAAUGCUGCGCGAGAAAGACGAACGAGUGCGACGAGCCAAACAGCGCAAGGCUCGCAGCUACAGCCGCAGUUCGAGCAGGAGUUUCAGCCCUUCGCCGCGGCGCUUGCGCAGUCGGUCGCCGCGCAGGAGGUCACGCAGCCGUUCGCGAUCGUUCUCGCUGAGCAGAUCACGUUCCAGAUCAUUUUCUCCUAGUCCUCGAACAUCACCUCCUAGACAUUUUUCACCAAAGCGUUCGCCACAUAGGGGACCGCAUCGCUAUCGUUCACCCGUCAGAUCCCCACCACGAUACCGGUUCAAAGACACUGCAAUCUCUGAACGCGAACGCGGUCGUGAUCGUGAUUUGGACAGAGAGCGUGAUCGAGAUAAGGAGUUCAGGGAUAGAGAUACAAACUACAACAGAGACAGAGAGCGCGACUUCAGAGAAAGAGAUCAUCGCGAUUAUGGUUAUGGGGGCUAUGAUCGAGAUCGGCAGAGAGGUAGACAGCAAUGGAACCAGUCACUUCAAAGGAAAGACUAUGUGCCGCCCGAUAAUUACUAUCACGCUCAGGAGAUGGCAGCUCAACCGCCACCAUUUGUACAAUCCAACAGGUACCCACCGCGUGAUGUGUAUCCGCCACAUCACAUACCGCCACUGCAACAUCCACCAGUUCCGCAUGCACCAGCUCAACAUCUUCCACCGCCCAUUCGAAGGUACGACGAUGUUGCACCGCCUGGUACCGAACAACCUCCUAUACCUGGAUUAGAAAACACACCUAGGUUUGAUGACCGUUAUUCGUAUGAUCAGAAUAAUCGUGACACAGCUGAUAACUUUAGCCCCACGCAUUCUAUUAAGGACAAGGAGAGUGAAAGACGCGAUCAUAGAGAUGAGGCGAACGUAGAACGCAAACAUGACGCCAGAUCGCCAGAUCGAAACCGGUACGCGUCACCGAGGAGACCAUCGAAGGACCGAGAGCAUCGGUCGCCGGAAAAGCACAAGCAUCGCCGACGCGACGACUCUUUCGAUAUAGAGAAGCGAGAAUUCGAGCGUGUUCAUGAAAGAAAACGCGACGUGUCCGACGACGAAAGAACUAAGAAAAACAAGGAUAAGAAAAGAAAGAAGGAAAAACGCGAGAAGAAGGAGGAGGAGAGAAAGAAACGCAAAGAGAAAAAAGAGAAACGAGAACAUGACAAGCAAAGAAGGGCGGCGGAGGAGAAGGAAAAAUCGGAGAGAAAGAGUAAAUCUUCCGACAGAAAGGAGGAAGUCGAAGGUCAAUCACACGAGAAUAACGAUAGCGAACGGCCUAAGCACAGUGAGAAAAUUGAAAAACGGCGUGUAUCCGAGGACGCAAGCGACGACAAAGAUUUCGUCGAUGAAAUUAGAGAACGCAACAAGAAAGCUCAGGCCGAAAGUAAACGUGAAUCGAACACUUCUGAGAGGGAUUACCCGCCCGAUACAGAUAGGUUCGACGUAUCUCCAAAAACGGAAGAUAAUCACGAUUUGUACGGGGAUCUGUUAUCAGAAGACAUUGACAAUAGCGUUAUUGAGAAUUACGGUAAAUUGAAGGAAGAAUCAUUGAAAGACGAGGAAACAUCCGAGGGCGUCGACAAAACAUCACAAAAUGACGACGGUCGCGAUGAAGGCGAGUUGUCUUACGAUGACGACUCUGAAAAGGACAUAUUAGAGUUGCACACCAAUGAAGCAGAUCUAAAAACUGACAUGGACAUUAAAAAUGAGAUGCUGGCGCACCUCCCUGAAAGGUCGAAGUGGGAGGUCGAGGACGAACUAUUUCCACCCGGUAGCUCGGGUUACGGCAGAGGCGAUGGCAAAUUGGACCGAUUGGACAAAUCGGGAAAAGUCACAAACGAAGUACUGAAACGCGCCGAGAACGCGAUCUUCGCGAAGGCGAUUAACGCGAUUCGACCUAUCGAGAUUAAAAAAAUUAGUUUGGACCGUGCCAAAUUGUAUUCGGGCGAGCGAGAUCGCGACAAAAAGUCCGACGACCUGAGGGAGGGCGCCCGAAAUUAUCACGUUAUCAUUACGGAAACGGGAGGUUUCGACGAUGACGUAGUCCCGGUCGAACCGGUGGAGGUAACGAAACCGAGGUUAUCAGUUAAGGAAAGGCUAGGAUGUAAAGUGGACGAUUUGGACAGGAUCGUCAAAGUCGAGAAGCCCUACGAUCGUAAUCGAUCGCGCAGCCUUUCGCCUCUCAGCAGGCGCGCCGGCGAAUUAAACAGAAAUUUGGGCCAGGGCGAGAGGCGGAUCGAAAUUGACGAUCGAAAGAGGUACGAUUCGAGAGGUGAUAAAGGGCGUGAUCGCCAUCAUCGGUCGUUUCGGGGCGAUCGCGAAACUAGACCGUCUAUUAGAAGAGAUAUAAAGCGCGAUUCGUACAGAGAAAGGGACUAUCGGAAGAUUGAUAGAAGGGUGGAUCGAAGGGAGCCUAUCCGAGCGCGUAGUCGUGGACGAGUACGAGAAAAAUCCCGCGAUUUGGACGAGAAAAGAAAUCGCGACCGGAAGAAGUCGUCCAGAUCGCGUAGUCCUUCUGAUAAAGAUAAACGUAAAAGAAGGGAUAGGAAAGAAAAGAAAAAAGAGAAGGUUAAUAAACGACACAGGAAGGAUGAAGAAGAAAAAGAAACCGUUAAAGGCAGUAAAAAUGAGGACGAGAAGGUCACAAAAGCAAAAUCUACCACAGAUAAGCGAAAACCUACGCUAGACGAGUCCAACUUUGAACCGGACUAUGAUCUCGAAAGCGAGUCUGAGAAGGACGAUGGCACUAAAAAGGAGGAAAAAGUUAAACAAAAGAGAACAAGCUCGCCGCCUGCUGAGGAGGAGGUCUCGAAAAAGAAAACUAAAGUAGAAGAGAGUUCAUCAUCUGAAUCGAGCGACUCCAGUUCAGAUGAAGAAAGGCGAAAGAAAAAACACAGAAAGCACAAGAAGAAAAGGAGUCGAAAAGAUAGCAGUUCGAGUAGCGAAUCCGAGUCUGAAAGCGAGUCAAGUGAUGAAGAUAAAGAUAAAAAGAAGAGAAAGCAUAAGAAGAAACUGAAGAAAAAGAAGAAGGCGAAACAUAAGAAUUAAUUAGCCAGUGACUACCUAUAAUUAAUUAAAAACUGGCUUACUCUGUGUUAAAUUUAGGGUUAAACAUAGGCUAUAUAAGCAUUUAAUUUGUAUAUACACUAUGAUAUCUUACAUGGAGUAGAUAUGGAUGUAAUAAUUACAAUAAAUAAAUAAAACGCCAGAAAUAUUGGUUAA
Photinus pyralis (common eastern firefly) is the source of this 5236-nucleotide messenger RNA. RefSeq names its product E3 ubiquitin-protein ligase RBBP6 (gene snama). Gene Ontology annotation, molecular function: zinc ion binding; ubiquitin protein ligase activity; nucleic acid binding. The coding region runs from base 173 to 5062 and encodes 1629 amino acids. The transcript is spliced from 15 exons. Gene Ontology annotation, biological process: ubiquitin-dependent protein catabolic process; protein ubiquitination; mRNA processing. NCBI's taxonomy places the organism in Eukaryota, Metazoa, Arthropoda, Insecta, Coleoptera, Lampyridae. Gene Ontology annotation, cellular component: nucleus. The record is from RefSeq and is a predicted model, not a curated record.